This is a messenger RNA of Bacillus rossius redtenbacheri, 3231 nucleotides long. Its product is annotated as platelet binding protein GspB-like. NCBI's taxonomy places the organism in Eukaryota, Metazoa, Arthropoda, Insecta, Phasmatodea, Bacillidae. The record is from RefSeq and is a predicted model, not a curated record.
AUGAGCCACCGCAACCACAACUGCCACCAAAACCACUACUGCACCCACAACUACUACAACCAUCACGACUGCUGCCACUACAACCACUUCUUCUACAACUGCCACCUACUACUUACACAACCACUAAUACGACCACUACUUCUACUACCACCACCAACACUUACUACUACCACUACAACCACUACCGCCACCACAACCAUUACUGCCACCACAACCAUUACCGUCUCCAUCACCACUAAUGCCGCCAUCAUCACCACCGCCACCACCAUUACUGCCACCAUCACUACUGCCACCACCACUGCUGCCACCACCACCACUGCUGCCACAACCACCACCACUACUGCCACAACCACCACCACUACUGCCACAACCACCACCACUACUGCCACAACCACCACCACUACUGCCACAACCACCACCACUAUUGCCACAACCACCACCACUACUGCCACAACCACCACCACUACUGCCACAACCACCACCACUACUGCCACAACCACCACAAACACUAAUGCCACAACCACCACAAACACUAAUGCCACAACCACCACAAACACUAAUGCCACCACCACCACUACUGCCACCACAAACACUACUGCCACCACAAACACUACUGCCACCACAAACACUACUGCCACCACAAACACUACUGCCACCACAAACACUACUGCCACCACAAACACUACUGCCACCACAAACACUACUGCCACCACCAACACUACUGCCACCACAAACCCCACUGCCACCCCAAAACCCACUGUCACCCCAAACACUACUGUCACCACAAACACUACUGCCACCACAAACACUACUGCCGCCACAAACCCUACUGCCACCCCAAACACUACUGUCACCAAAAACCCUACUGCCACUACAACUAAUACUGGCACCACAAUCACUCACCACAACCACUACUGCCACCAUAACAAACACUGCCACCAUAACCACUACUGCCACCAUAACCACUACCGCCACCACCACUACGCCACCACUACUGCCGCCGCCACCACUACUGCCGCCGCCACCACCAAUGCCGCCGCCACCACCACUACUGCCGCCACCACCACUACUGCCGCCACCACCACUACUGCCGCCACCACCACUGCCAACGCCACCACUGCCAACGCCACCACUGCCAAUGCCACUACUGCCAACGCCACUACUGCCAACGCCACUACUGCCAACGCCACUACUGCCACCGCCACUACUGCCACCACCACUACUACCAAGGUUAGUAGAAGGGAAGGUUGCCUCAGACGCGCGCGCAUCUUUCUGCGCAGGCAGCGAAGUGACGUCACGUGCAGUCCACCGCCUCGACCUUGCUCCCGUCCCGUCCCCCAUGCGAGCCAGCUCGGCUCGUCUGUCGCGUGCGUGGCCGAGUGCGAGCCAUCUCGGCUCGUCUGUCGCGUGCGUGGCCGAGUGCGAGCCAUCUCGGCUCGUCUGUCGCGUGCGUGGCCGAGUGCGAGCCAGCUCGGCUCGUCUGUCGCGUGCGUGGCCGAGUGCGAGCCAGCUCGGCACGUCUGUCGCGUGCGUGGCCGAGUGCGAGCCAGCUCGGCACGUCUGUCGCGUGCGUGGCCGAGUGCGAGCCAGUACGGCUCGUCUGUAGCUUGCGUGGCCGAGUGCGAGCCAGCUCGGCACGUCUGUCGCGUGCGUGGCCGAGUGCGAGCCAGCUCGGCACGUCUGUCGCGUGCGUGGUCGAGUGCGAGCCAGCUCGGCUCGUCUGUCGCGUUCGUGGCCGAGUGCGAGCCAGCUCGGCACGUCUGUCGCGUUCGUGGCCGAGUGCGAGCCAGCUCGGCACGUCUGUCGCGUGCGUGGCCGAGUGAGAGCCAGCUCGGCACGUCUGUCGCUGCGAGCCAGCUCGGCUCGUCUGUCGCGUGCGUGGCCGAGUGCGAGCCAGCUCGGCUCGUCUGUCGCGUGCGUGGCCGAGUGCGAGCCAGCUCGGCUCGUCUGUCGCGUGCGUGGCCGAGUGCGAGCCAGCUCGGCUCGUCUGUCGCGUGCGUGGCCGAGUGCGAGCCAUCUCGGCACGUCUGUCGCGUGCGUGGCCGAGUGCGAGCCAGCUCGGCACGUCUGUCGCGUGCGUGGCCGAGUGCGAGCCAGCUCGGCUCGUCUGUCGCGUGCGUGGCCGAGUGCGAGCCAGCUCGGCACGUCUGUCGCGUGCGUGGCCGAGUGCGAGCCAGCUCGGCACGUCUGUCGCGUGCGUGGCCGAGUGCGAGCCAGCUCGGCUCGUCUGUAGCUUGCGUGGCCGAGUGCGAGCCAGCUCGGCACGUCUGUCGCGUGCGUGGCCGAGUGCGAGCCAGCUCGGCUCGUCUGUCGCGUGCGUGGCCGAGUGCGAGCCAGCUCGGCUCGUCUGUCGCGUGCGUGGCCGAGUGCGAGCCAGCUCGGCUCGUCUGUCGCGUGCGUGGCCGAGUGCGAGCCAGCUCGGCUCGUCUGUCGCGUGCGUGGCCGAGUGCGAGCCAGAUAGGCACGUCUGUCGCGUGCGUGGCCGAGUGCGAGCCAGCUCGGCACGUCUGUCGCGUGCGUGGCCGAGUGCGAGCCAGCUCGGCUCGUCUGUCGCGUGCGUGGCCGAGUGCGAGCCAGCUCGGCACGUCUGUCGCGUGCGUGGCCGAGUGCGAGCCAGCUCGGCUCGUCUGUAGCUUGCGUGGCCGAGUGCGAGCCAGCUCGGCACGUCUGUCGCGUGCGUGGCCGAGUGCGAGCCAGCUCGGCACGUCUGUCGCGUGCGUGGCCGAGUGCGAGCCAGCUCGGCACGUCUGUCGCGUGCGUGGCCGAGUGCGAGCCAGCUCGGCACGUCUGUCGCGGCACACAGGCGGCAUCGCCAGCUCGCGUGGGCUCGUGUGGGCUCGUGUUGGCUCGUGUGGGCUCGUGUGGGCUCGUGUGGGCUCGUGUGGGUUCGUGUGGGUUCGCGUGGGCUCGCGUGGGCUCGCGUGGGCUCGCGUGGGCUCGUGUGGGAUCGUGUGGGCUCGUCUGGGCUCGUGUGGGCUCGUGUGGGCUCGUGUGGGCUCGUGUGGCGCGGGAGCCAGGGUGUCACCGGCGCGCCGGCACCGCGCGCGCCAGUAUCGCGCCCGCCGGCCUGGAAGUGCUCGAGUGCUGCCCGCCGCCAGGAAGAAGAAGAAGUUGGUCACUCGGCCACGCGACGCGACCCGCUUCGCUCCCGUUCCGGCCCGCGGCCCAGGGUUGAUUGGAGUUGUCGGGGGAGGCUGCUGCGAUGAAACAUUUUGGCUCACGGCGACGUGA